Chironomus riparius is the source of this 1929-nucleotide messenger RNA. Lineage: Eukaryota; Metazoa; Arthropoda; Insecta; Diptera; Chironomidae. The record is from the annotation of a GenBank genome assembly.
AUUGUUUGAGCUUCAUAGAUAACUAAUAAAAACCGCACAAUAUGGCAGAUCAAGGAUCAUCAAAUGGAGCCUCGGCAAGCAAUCAAAAGAAUAAUCGAUUGACACAAACGCAACAAAAGGUCGAUGAAGUUGUUGGAAUCAUGCGUGUGAAUGUUGAAAAGGUUUUGGAGAGAGAUCAAAAAUUAUCGGAAUUGGAUCAUCGUGCUGAUGCCUUACAACAUGGAGCCUCACAAUUUGAACAGCAAGCUGGUAAAUUAAAGAGAAAACAAUGGUGGGCAAAUAUGAAAAUGAUGAUCAUUAUGGGACUUAUUGGCAUUAUUCUAUUAAUAAUCAUCAUAGUUCUCGUUUGGCCGAAAGGAGGUGGAGAUGAAGGAAACUAGAUGAAGAGCAUAACAAAAAGUAUUCACUGAGUGAGAAAGCUCUUUACCCUUUAUGAGCUGCUUAUACUUUAAUAAACAACUACAAAACAAUACACUGAGCAUGUUAGAUUCACAUUUAUUUAUAUAAAAACAAUCCUUUCUGAAAACUUUCAACAAAGUCUUUAUUAUUAUUGUUUCCAUUUUCUAAAUCAGGCACCAAAUUUUCUGUUUUUUGAACUUUGAAGGGUAAGAUAGUCGAUCAUAUAGACAAAAUUGAGGCUUUCCAUGCAAUGUUAAAGAGAUCAGUUUGUAUUGGGAAUUGAACUCACGUUCUCACAAAUAUCUAAAAUUCCAGAUGUUCUGUCUGUUGCUACUUGCCCACUGUGGCCUUAUUCUUGCACUGGCAGAAUCGCUUACUUAUGGACCAAAAAGAUUCUUUUCCUGAAUUUUUGUUCGAAUUUUAAAACAAUUCUUUCAAAAACAUUUCAAUCAAACCUUAAGAAUUUCGAACCAAAGAGUUCUUCAUCACCUCCUUGACUCUUCAUUUCCUUUAAAACUCAAAAGAAAAGAAAAAGACAAAAGUUCUUCUUACUUAUAUUAAAUAUGUCACGUAAGUGCAAUCAUUUUUUUUGUUCUGUUCUUCAUACUCUUUAUUUCAUGAAAAAUGAUUUUCAAUUUGCUGUGUCUUCUUUCCUUCCUUUACUUUAUUGUUGUUGAAAAUUUCCUUUCAAGAUUCUUCAUGAAAUAUUCAUUGAAAAAAUUGAAGCUUUUGAGUUUCUUUAGAAAAUAUCAAAAAUAUAUAUACUUCUUGCCCUCAAGUCUUGCUUCUUACUGUCAUCAACAUACGCGCCCCUUGAAAGUUUUCCAACAGACGAGAAGAAAUAUUAAAUUGAGGAAUAAAAUUUUUGGGGACUUGAAAACUUUUCUGUUAUUUUUUUUUGUGUCUCAGCAUAAUUUAUAAGCCUUAGCAAUUUUCAUCUAUCCGUCUAUCUUUUUAUUCAAUUAUAUUCAAGUUUUCCAUUAAAUUUUGUUUACUUAAGUUGAUUGAAAUAUUUACUCGAGCUGAUAUGAUAGUUUCUUCUUUAUAAUUUUGCGCAUUGUGAAAUACAUUUUAAAUUUUUAAAGCAAACCUCAUUAUGAGAAAAUAUUUCAGUUCUAUUUGAUUUUAAAAUUUUUGCAGAUCUAGAAUUUUUUAGAAUAAAAUGUUCUGAAUUUUGUUUUUUUUUUUUGGUUAAAUUAAAUUUGCUUGAUUUUCAGUCAGAAAUUCUUGGAUGAUGGCAUUUUCAACUAUUUCUCUAUUAAGGGCUAUUCAUAAAUGACGUCGAACCAAGCUUGCGAUACACGCACCUCUGCACAGGUGAGAACCGUUCAAUUCCUUGAUAAUUUAUAAGGUUUUUCUAAGAAAACCAUACAAAUUCUAUUAAAACCUCACAAAUUAUUAAUCAAGGAAUUGUACGGUUCUCACUUGUUCACAGGUUGCUGUAUUACAACUCUGCGUCAAACAUUUAGGAUAGAAAGGUCUGGAGUUUUGUGACGGUUCCUUCGAAAAAAAAUAUUCUUCCUAGUUCAC